This is a messenger RNA of Eutrema salsugineum, 1877 nucleotides long. Its product is annotated as homeobox protein ATH1. The coding region runs from base 345 to 1781 and encodes 478 amino acids. The record is from RefSeq and is a predicted model, not a curated record. Gene Ontology annotation, molecular function: DNA-binding transcription factor activity, RNA polymerase II-specific; RNA polymerase II cis-regulatory region sequence-specific DNA binding. Lineage: Eukaryota; Viridiplantae; Streptophyta; Magnoliopsida; Brassicales; Brassicaceae. Gene Ontology annotation, biological process: regulation of transcription by RNA polymerase II. The transcript is spliced from 7 exons.
AAAUGUAAGGUUUGUCUUUGGUCGGAAGAUCUAAAAAAAUAUAUGAAAUUGAAUUCAUGUCACAAACAGAGGGAGCUCCUGCUCUGAAUCUUUAAGCGGGGCAGAUGAUGGAGAUUCCGAGUUUCUUCAUGAAAUUGUAUAAAGAACAUAGAGAAGCUGCGGAGUGAAAGUACAGUGUUCUUUCACCGAGAAAGAAGAGAAAACAAACACUUUCUUCUUCUUCAGUUUUAACACACAAUUUGGAAAUUUUAAUGUAAAAAUUCUGUUUUGAAAACGUUUUGCUCUCUGAGAUAUUCCCGGAGGUUCUAUCAGAAGAAGAAGGAUAAAGCUUCAUUAGAAACCCAAUGGACAACGACAACACUUAUAGUUCUCUGGAUAAUGUCAUGACUAACCAAAAUCCUCUUCUCAUGGAUUUGAUACCUUCAAGAGAAGAUUCCACUUCAUUUUCAACAAUGCUUCCAUGGAAUUCCAUCAGAUCAGAUCCUCUACAAAUGGGUAGCUUUGAUAUCUUCAAUUCUCUACUAGCUAACAAGUACUUAUCAUCAACUUCAAGAUCUACCAAUGUUCAAGAAACCAGCAAUAUCGAAAGCUUUGAAGUCAUGGCUCCUCCUCCUCCUCCUCCCCCACUUCAUCCUUUGAAUCAUUUACGACCCUAUGAUGAUUCCUCAAACAACAUGUGGAGUUUUGGAGAAAAUAGCGAAUUUUUUCAAGCAUAUUCAUGUGCAGAAGGUGUUGUUGGUCCAAGUGAACCAAUAAUGUCUACAUUUGGGGAAGAAGAUUUCCCGUUUCUGAUUUCAAAUAAAAGAAACGAGCUUUCGUUGAGUCUUGCCACAGAUGUUUCUGAUGAGUGCUCGGAGAUAAGUCUUUGUGCUGCUACUAAAUCUACUAGAAUAGCCUCAGAGCAAGCUUCUUGCAGCAGCAAAGACAUUUCUAAUAAUGUCUCUGAAGUCAUCUUUGGCUCGAAGUACCUUCACUCUGUUCAAGAAAUACUAUCUCAUUUCGCCGCAUACUCGCUCGAAGGCUUAGAGAAUAAUCCUCAUCGUUAUUCAUCCAGAGGAACCGAGUCAAGGGCUGCUAAUUCAGCCUAUACGAAUCUAACCGAGUUUCUUGAUGGAGGGUUUAAUAACUCAGAGGCAGGUUUCGGAUCUACAUCACAAAGACAAGCAUUAGAAGCAAAGAAAACCCAUCUCUUGGAUCUUCUUCAAAUGGUGGAUGAUCGAUAUACUCAUUGCAUAGACGAGAUUCAUACGGUUGUAUCAGCGUUCCACGCAGCAACCGAGUUAGAUCCACAGUUACACACCCGAUUUGCACUCAAGACCAUCUCCUUCUUAUACAAGAACCUGAGAGAGAGAAUCAGCAAGAAUAUACUUAUGAUGGGAUCGGUUUUAGAGAGAGGUAAAGAGAAGUCUCAAGAGAACUCAAUGUUCCACCAGCAUUGCCUUCUUCAGCAGCUGAAACGUAAGAACCAUCAGAUUUGGAGACCGCAACGAGGUUUGCCUGAGAAAUCAGUUUCGGUUCUCCGGACUUGGAUGUUCCAAAACUUUCUUCACCCUUACCCGAAAGACUCGGAAAAACAUCUUCUUGCUAUACGAAGUGGGUUGACAAGAAGUCAGGUAUCAAACUGGUUUAUAAAUGCGCGGGUUAGGCUAUGGAAGCCGAUGAUAGAAGAGAUGUACGCCGAAAUGAACAAGAGGAAGCUGAAUAAUACUCACCUUCAAGGCAAUGGAGCAAGUCUUAGAAUGCCAAAGUCCAUUAUGAUGAGCCAACAAAGGGAAAAAUAAAAGAAUACUUGUGUUACAACUUGUUCGAGAAAACGAAGGCAAUUACUACUACUAUGAUUGUUUAUGUUAUAAUUGUAUAUACAACUUCUUCUUAUA